This is a messenger RNA of Haemorhous mexicanus (house finch), 12355 nucleotides long. It is a transcript of the gene SHANK2, whose product is annotated as SH3 and multiple ankyrin repeat domains 2. Gene Ontology annotation, molecular function: synaptic receptor adaptor activity; ionotropic glutamate receptor binding. The record is from RefSeq and is a predicted model, not a curated record. Lineage: Eukaryota; Metazoa; Chordata; Aves; Passeriformes; Fringillidae. Bases 668 to 6199 code for a protein of 1843 amino acids. The transcript is spliced from 26 exons. Gene Ontology annotation, cellular component: postsynaptic membrane; postsynaptic density; dendritic spine.
CGGGACGGUUCCUGCGGGGAGCCGGCAGCAGCAGCAGGGGAGCAGCCGGAGCGUGCGGGACCCGCACAUCCCUGCCCGCAUCUCCAGCCGGGACCGCCCCCGGCUCCACAGCCGUGCCCCCAGGCCCUCCGCACGUUUGUGUUGAGCCCGGCGCCUUCCAUUCCUAGGGAAACCGGCGUGUCGGGAGAAGUUUCUGAGGGAGCCGCUCACCCCCAGCAGCCGCAGCAGCAGCAGCGGAGCCUCCAACAGCCGCCCCGCGCCGGGAUGCUCCCGCCCGGCUGAGCGCGCUUGGGCCAGUCAGCACGAUUAAAAAAAAACCCAAGAAAUGGAGUGUGCGGGCAGCGGCGCUGGCUGAGGGCCGGGCUGUGACAGUCCUCGGCGCCCCGCCGGCCGCGCAGCCCUGUUCCAUCCCCUUGGAUCAAUUUUCUCCCCAUUGGAACCAUCCCACCAGGACAGAGGAGCGGGCUUGUCCUCAUGGUGCCUUUGGAACUGCUCUGCUCGUGGAUACAGAGGGUUAGCUCUGGACGGCACAGUGAAAAACAAGUCAACAUCCAAAAUGCAAAGUGGAACCAUGCUGCUGGGAAUCUGAGAUGAAAGAGAACUAGAUUCUGAUGACCAUCUUGUCACUGUUGCUGUCACCUGUGUUGACAGGAUACAAAACCUUAACAUGCCUCGUAGCCCUACAUCAAGUGAAGAUGAAAUGGCACAAAGCUUCUCUGACUAUUCUGUUGAAUCUGAAUCAGACAGCUCCAAAGAAGAAACUAUUUAUGACACAAUUAGAGCAACUGCAGAAAAGCCAAGCAGCAGAAUGGAAGACAAUCAGAGCAACACUUUAGUGAUUCGAAUUAUCAUACCUGACUUGCAGCAAACGAAAUGCAUUCGAUUUAACCCAGAAGCUUCAGUGUGGGUUGCAAAGCAGCGGAUUUUGUGCACUUUGAACCAGAGUUUGAAAGAUGUCCUGAAUUAUGGACUGUUCCAGCCUGCAAGCAAUGGGAGAGAUGGGAAGUUUUUGGAUGAGGAGAGACUUCUGAGGGAAUACCCACAGCCAGUAAAUAAAGGAGUUCCUUCACUCGAGUUUUGCUACAAGAAAAGAGUGUACAGACAGUUCAAUCUCGAUGAAAAGCAGCUGGCCAAGCUUCACACCAAGGCCAAUUUGAAAAAAUUUAUGGAUCAUGUCCACCAUCUCUCUGUCGAAAAAAUGACCAAGAUGUUGGACAGAGGACUGGACCCAAACUAUCAUGACUUAGAAAGUGGAGAAACACCCCUAACUUUGGCAGCUCAGCUUGAUAACACAGUAGAAGUGAUAAAAGCCCUGAAAAAUGGAGGAGCACAUUUAGACUUCAGAGCCAAAGAUGGAAUGACAGCUCUGCACAAAGCAGCCAGAGCCAAGAACCAAGUAGCCCUCAAGACCCUUUUAGAGCUGGGAGCAUCUCCCAACUACAAGGACAGCUGUGGCCUGACCCCGCUGUACCACACAGCCGUGGUGGGAGGGGACCCUUUCUGCUGUGAGCUCUUACUCCAUGAACAUGCUACAGUCAGCUGCAAGGAUGAAAACGGAUGGCAAGAAAUUCAUCAGGCUUGCAGGUACGGACACGUCCAACACCUGGAGCACCUCCUGUUCUACGGCGCUGACAUGUGCGCGCAGAACGCCUCGGGGAACACGGCCCUGCACAUCUGUGCCCUCUACAACCAGGAGAGCUGUGCAAGGGUGCUGCUGUUCCGGGGAGCCAACAAGGAGAUCAAGAAUUACAACAGCCAGUCUCCAUUUCAGGUGGCUAUAAUAGCGGGAAAUUUUGAGCUUGCUGAAUACAUCAAGAAUCACAGGGAAGCUGAUAUUGGAUCCAGCUUCCCAUAUCCAAGUAGAAGUCCCUGGAAUCCAUUGCUGUCAGUGCCCUUUAGGGAGGUUCCCACCUACUCCAACAGGAGGAGGAGGCCUCCCAGCACCUUGGCAGCCCCCCGGAUCCUGCUCCGCUCCAACAGCGACAACAACCUGAACAUCAACAACCUCCCUGAGUGGUCAGCCUCCUCCUCUGCCUCUUCACACCGCAGCCUUUCCCCUCACCUGCUCCAACAGAUGCAGAAUAAUCCCAAUGGAACUGUAAAAACUGUGGGGAGUUACACUCCGUCCUCCCGGAGCCGCUCGCCCUCCCUCAACAGGCUGGGAGAGGAUGCCAAGAGGCAGCAGCACAGGCACAUCAGUGCCGUUUACAGUCCCAGUGCCAACAAAGAUACUCUGUCUGCCUUGGAUUAUCAGGGUCCCAAAAGGAAGCUCUACAGUGCUGUCCCUGGGAGACUUUUUAUUGUUGUAAAGCCAUAUCAACCUCAAGGGGAAGGGGAAAUUCACCUGCACAAAGGAGAUAGAGUCAAAGUGCUGAGCAUCGGAGAAGGUGGAUUCUGGGAAGGCAGCACCCGGGGACAUAUUGGCUGGUUUCCUGCAGAGUGUGUGGAAGAAGUCCAGUGCAAACCAAAUGAAAGCAAACCAGAAACACGAGCAGAUAGAACAAAGAAGCUGUUUAGACACUACACUGUUGGAUCCUAUGACAGCUUUGAUGCUUCAAGUGACUGCAUAAUAGAAGAAAAGGCAGUGGUCCUGCAGAAAAAAGACAAUGAAGGAUUUGGAUUUGUGCUCAGAGGGGCAAAAGCUGACACACCAAUUGAAGAAUUCACCCCAACUCCAGCCUUUCCUGCUUUGCAGUACUUGGAAUCUGUGGAUGAAGGGGGAGUAGCAUGGCAAGCUGGCCUGAGAACUGGAGACUUUUUGAUCGAGGUUAACAAUGAGAAUGUAGUGAAAGUUGGCCACAGGCAGGUGGUGAACAUGAUUCGACAGGGGGGCAAUCACCUCGUGCUGAAGGUUGUCACAGUAACCAGGAAUCUUGAUCCAGAUGACACAGCAAGGAAGAAAGCCCCACCACCUCCUAAGCGAGCUCCAACCACUGCACUGACCCUGCGCUCUAAGUCCAUGACCUCAGAGCUUGAAGAGCUUGAUAAGGUGGAUGAAAUAGUGCCAGUUUCCAAGCCAUCAAGAAUUGCAGACAAUGCAACUGUGGACUCCAGAGUGGCAACUAUAAAACAGCGGCCUUCUAGUAGAUGUUUUCCCUCAGCUACAGAUAUGAAUUCCAUGUAUGAGAGACAGGGUAUUGCUGUGAUGACACCCACUGUCCCAGGGAGCCCUCAAGGUCCUUUUCUGGGUAUACCUCGGGGUACAAUGAGAAGACAAAAAUCUAUAGGAAUAACGGAGGAAGAGCGGCAGUUUCUGGCCCCUCCUAUGCUGAAGUUUACCAGGAGUCUUUCAAUGCCUGACACCUCUGAAGAUAUCCCACCGCCACCACAGUCCUUACCUCCCUCUCCACCGCCACCUUCCCCCUCUCUGUACAACUCCCCCAAAUCCCUGACAUCCCGGAGCUAUGGAACGAUCAAACCUCCAUUUAACCAGAAUUCAGGUGCAAAAAUCUCUUUGGUUAGGCCCGAGAGCGUGGGGACGAUGAUAAGGGACAAAGGGAUCUAUUACCGGCGGGAGCUGGACCGGUACUCCCUGGACUCGGAAGACCUGUACAACCGGAGUGCUGCAGCUCAGGCCAAUUUCAGGAGCAAGAGGGGCCAGAUGCCGGAAAACCCCUAUUCCGAGGUUGGGAAGAUUGCCAGCAAAGCCGUUUACGUGCCGGCCAAGCCAGCCAGGAGGAAGGGGAUGCUGGUGAAACAAUCCAAUGUGGAGGACAGUCCAGAAAAGACCUGCUCUAUUCCAAUCCCAACCAUCAUCGUCAAAGAGCCAUCCACCAGCAGCAGCGGGAAAAGCAGCCAAGGGAGCAGUAUGGAGAUCGAUCCUCAGUCUUCGGAGCAGCCUGGACAGCUCCGGCCUGACGACAGCUUGGGAGUCAGCAGCCCGUUCGCAGCAGCCAUCGCAGGGGCCGUGAGGGACAGGGAAAAGAGGCUGGAGGCGAGACGCAAUUCCCCGGCCUUCCUCUCCACAGACCUGGGAGACGAGGACGUUGGAUUAACCCCACCAACACCACGGAUGAGGCAGUCCAAGUUCACCGAGGAGGCAAUGUUCAGCAGCGAGGAUGGUUUCAGACAGCUCAUGUCGCCAUCUCCGAUCCCCACCCCCAGGGAGCCUGAAAACCUUUUCAACAGCAGCGAGCCCAGCAGCCAGAGCGACUCAAGGACAUUGAAUGCUCCGUCCAAAACGAAAGGCACUGACAACAGUAUGGUAGCAGCCAAGCCCACGAGUGCUCCUGGCUCAGAUAGCUACGUCCACCCGGUCACAGGGAAGCUGUUGGAUCCAAACUCUCCACUUGCCCUCGCGCUCUCUGCCAGGGACAGAGCCAUGAAAGAGCAGACACAGCAGAUUCCAGGCAAAGGGGAUGCAGUCAAAACUGACCUUAACAAACCGCUUUACAUCGACACCAAGCUGAGACCCAACAUGGAAACAACUUUUCCUGUUACUGCCACUGUCACCAGGCAAAAUACCCGCGGCCUGUUGAGACGGCAGGAGACUGAGAACAAGUACGAGAUGGAUGCAGGGAAAGAAAAGAAAGCUGAGGAGAAGAAGAACAUGUUGAUAAACAUCGUGGAUACCUCGCAGCAAAAAUCAGCUGGCUUGUUGAUGGUGCACACAGUGGAUACGGCGAAGUCGGAUGAUAUGCCCGAGGAUGAGGAGGAAAAGGGAGCUGAGAUGGAGCCGAGCCCUGAAAACUCCCCGCCAGAGAGGCCAGAGGGCAGCGAGGAAGCGGAGAGCGAGCUGAGCGUCCCUGUGGCGUCCGAGCCCCCGGCUUCUCCCUGCAAAACCAUCGUGGCCGCCAGCUCUGUGGACGAUCCUGUCAUCCUGCCUUUCCGCAUUCCCCCGCCGCCCCUGGCCUCAGUGGACAUCGAUGAGGAGUUCCUGUUCACUGAGCCACUGCCCCCUCCCUUGGAGUUUGCCAACAGCUUCGACAUCCCCGACGACCGCGCGGUGCCCGGCUCAGCACUGACAGACCUGAUGGCGCAGCGGAAGAACGGCACCCCUUCGCCCAGCCAGCCAGCAAACUCCUUGGACGGCAAAAAGCAAGUGGGUCUCUCAAACUGUUUGCCUGCAUCCUUCCUGCCACCCCCCGACAGCUUCGACAACGUCGCCGACUCUGGGAUCGAGGAGGUUGACAGUCGGAGCAGCAGUGACCAUCACCUAGAGACAACCAGCACUAUCUCAACGGUGUCCAGCAUCUCUACCUUAUCCUCGGAAGGGGGGGAGAACGUGGAUACUUGUACAGUCUAUGCAGAUGGGCAAACAUUUCUGGUGGACAAACCCCCAGUACCUCCUAAGCCAAAAAUGAAGCCCAUAAUCAACAAAAGCAAUGCACUUUACAAGGACGCGCUGAUCGAGGAAACUGUAGACAGCUUUGUGAUCCCUCCUCCCGCUCCGCCCCCGCCUCCCAUCAGUGCCCAGCCCAACCUGGCGAAAGCUGUCCCCCAAAGGACAUCCAAGCUUUGGGGGGACGUGCCGGAGGUGAAAAGCCCGAUUCUCUCAGGCCCCAAGGCUAAUGUCAUUAGUGAAUUGAACUCAAUACUCCAGCAAAUGAACAGAGAGAAAUCCUCAAAGCCAGGGGAGGGAUUGGAGUCGCCGACUGGAACGAAAACUGCGAGUCUUAGUACAAGGAGCACGGAAGUCAUGAGUACUGUCUCAGGUACACGAAGUACAACAAUCACUUUCACUGUCCGACCCGGAGCCAGCCAGCCGAUCACACUGCAGAGCAGGUCCCCAGACUAUGACAGCAGGACCUCAGGAGCAAGGCACGCUCCCAGCCCUGUGGUUUCACCAACAGAGAUUAAUAAAGACAUCCUGCCUGCUCCUCUGACUGCUUCUGCUUCAGCCUCAUCUCCUUCUCCAACUCUGUCCGAUGUAUUUAGCCUACCCAGCCAGCCCCCUUCUGGGGACUUAUUUGGCUUGACCACAGGGCGCAGCAGGUCUCCUUCUCCCUCCAUAUUACAACAGCCAAUCUCAAAUAAGCCUUUUACAACUAAGCCUGUCCACCUGUGGACUAAACCAGAUGUGGCAGAUUGGUUGGAAAGUCUAAACUUAGGUGAACAUAAAGAAACAUUUAUGGACAAUGAAAUAGAUGGCACACAUUUACCAAAUCUACAGAAGGAAGAUCUGAUAGACCUUGGAGUGACUAGAGUUGGGCACAGAAUGAACAUAGAAAGAGCUUUGAAGCAGCUGCUGGACAGAUAAGAAUAGCUAUCUUGCCUCACAAACUUCUGUUGAUAACUAGAGAUGGGCUGGUACUGACAUACCCCAAAUGCCUUGUCUGUCUGUGAGUGCCAGCAAAAUUGGGGGGGAGGGGGAAAACAGAUGAAUUCCUGGUACUCAGGAGAUGUAAACUGUCUGCUACAUGCCCAAACACAAACCUAAAGAUGCUAAAGAAGUGGGGCCAUUUUAUUUCAAAGCUAUGGGGAGACGUGAGAGAGAGACAAUUGUUAACUUUUAAACUCUUGAUACUGCCCUUGGCUGGGACCGUUGCGUGACGAUUUUCUUUUAAACUUGCAAACAUUUCAGGGUUUCUUUUACUGACAGAAAAAAAACAUUGCAUUUUAUUUUAUUCUCUCCUUGACAUUCAGUCUCCAAGCAGGCUUACUUGCCCAGCCCUUGGUUCAUUUUAAGAGGACAGGUUGCUCCAUUACCACUCAAACCCAGUUUUAUCAGUAGCAGGGAUAUUGAGGCAGGCACUGGAGUUCAUAUUCCUCUUUUUUUACUGGCAUAGCUCCCUGAUCUGUUGGCAGUGAAGCUGGUUGUUCUGCUGGGGUCAGUCCAAUGGUAACCUUGCUCUGUUUUACCUAGUAUUUCUUUAUUUCUGCAGUGGUAUUUAGCACUCUUCCAAGGUGGCAGAACAAGUUCAGUGUACGCUCCAUUGACGUGGCCUCUAGGAUGGUGCAGAUGUUGAGUAAAGGCUGAGGAGGGACCACGCUUUGGGGUACAGCAAAGUGAAGCUAGUUUGAACCUGAGACACGCCCCCCCCUCCAAGUUCUCAACCAGCUCAGCUGAUGCUGAGUCAAAAUAUGAACUCCACAAGCCAGGACAAACUUUGGGCACAGCUUUGGGACUUGGCAGUGAGACACUGAGAGAGGCUGAGCCUGAGAGGUGCUGCUUAAUUCAGUGAGUGGUAAGUGCCUGGGUAUUUUGAACAGCAGGCUGAGAAGAAAGGAGAAGAGAGAUGAAUGUUCCCAUUGAAGUCAGUGGGAAGUGUGCCAGGAUCUGAAGUGAGAGAGGGAUUUCAGCCUGUUAGGAUGGAAAUGCUUCAGAUCCUCGAGAGGAGGCAGAGAGGUGAUGCCAAGAUGGAAAGAGCUGUCGAGUGUCUGGGGGUGCGUGCCUUCUGAGAGCCAGGAGGGCUGGGGAGGGAUCCAGGCUCUCAUUUUAUCACUGCUGGCAGGAACUGGCUCUGGACAAGGACAGAGGGCCGGGCACUGGCCCCCAGCCCAUUCCUUGGCACGAGAGGUGGGAGCACCCUGCCAGAAUCCAGGGCUGGGAGUGGGGCAGACAGAACUUUCCGGGAGACUUCCGUCAGCAGGGGAGAAACACCCAUGGCUGGUUCACACGGCUUUGUUUAAAAAAAAAAAAAAAAUUAAUAUUUAUUUUUUUCAACUUUCAAGUUAACAAGUCUCUCUCUGCAUGUUUGAACUCCCCCUUGUAAUUAACACCUCUGAAUAUCUGUGAGUUUUGUAGGACUUUCUGGACAGAAUAUUCAAGAUGUUCAAGGUGGGUAAAUUGGGUGUGGAUGGCUAAACUGCCUCCCUACCAAACUUUCAGGUUCCCUUACAUUUUGCGAGGUACCUGAACUUUCUUUCCUUGAUAUGGUCCUUGAUAUGGUCCAGCCUAUCUCUAAUUUUUUUAUUAUUGUGAUUAUUUUUUGCUCACAAACAAGUGUCUAAUUAGGUCUGCAACAGCCCUAGUAUGAGUACAUAAAGUUUAGCAUUUUAAAUAUCUUUCUUUACUGCAAGUUUAAAUAGUUGUACAGAUAGUUUAUAAGCACAAUAUUUUAAGAAAAUAAGUGGCUGGUCUACUGGGCAGCCUUUGUGCCACUUCAGUGCUAGGAAGUUAAAAACAGAAAAAAAAACAAACAAAAAAAAAAGAAAAAAAAAACUUUUUGUGGUUUACUACUAUUUCUGUGGAAUAAUUAUAAAGUCUUGACCUUUUUAAAAUCAACCUCAUUUGGAUGCAUCUGAACCAGCAGAGCUGUGUUAUAUUUUCUAUCUUUGCUAGAACUUCUACAGAGGAGGAUGAAUAUUUCUUCAAAAGUGGUUACAGUUACCAACGCAUUGGAAACUCAUAAAAAUCAACUUAUUUAAGCCUCCUGCCCCCUUUAUGGAACAGCAAAUCUUUUGACUUAACAUCUGUUACUGCUCUCUGUUUGUACUUGGGGAGUUCCAAGGAGCCUUGACACAAAAACGAAGCACUGAGGCGUUUUGCUGUUGAGGAGUGCUGAGUUUUUCCAUGGGAGGUGUAGAAAAUGGCAGUUCCACUCAGAUAGGUCGAUGCAGGCAACGUGAGGCCAUCACACACUUUAAGAAGUGAAAAAAAAAAAAGAAAAGGUAAUUUAGCCAUCUUUUGUCUUCCAUUUGGUGAUACGACAGAAUUCAGUAAAUAAACCACUGAUGCCAUGCUCUCUCUUUUUUUUUUAAGUUUUUUUUUUGUUUGUUUCUUUGGGUACAGUUGCUAUUACCUCUAUAACACGUGCCAGAAAUACGUUAGGAAAUAAAUAUAGUAGUAAAAUAAAAAAACGUAGAAGUUGACUUUUAAAGCUGCUUUUUUUGGAUCACAACCUUCCUGUUGGUUGAACCUGCCCUGAGCAAGGCUGACACACCCAGUAACUCCCAGGUGGGACCGUCCCUUCCUCACACAGGUGUGGCUCCUGCUCGGGCAUCUCUUCAGGUACUCCAAGAGCAGGUACUAAACGAGCAGAAGAAAGAGCUGUAAGGGAAUAGUUUUAUUUUUCACCUUGUGUCCUGUGAAGCAAAAAGGUAAGGAGACCUGAGGGGACCUACUUGGACCACCCAGAAUGCACCUCUGCCAAGUCGAGUUCGGUCUCCAGCUCUGAGGGGUGGUUUGAAACAAAAAAAAGAAAGCAAUAGUAACAGAUAACACCGUGGCCUCCGAGUAUUUUCACCAGGGGGGAGGAGAGAAGACCCAUUUCUUUCAUGCUACUCUGAUAGUGAAAAACAAAGUCAUUAGAGAUCUAUGAUAUUCUGGGUUUUAGGAUCAACUUUUGUUUAUAUACUGUAAUUUAAAUAAAUUGCAUUUACAUGCCUAGUUUCUGUAAUAUUUGUGUAUACAAUACCAAAAUCUUACAAGAUGUAAAUUGUGUAUAACUGCACAGACUCCUUGCCCUAGGUGUCUGAGAACAUUUUAAGUUUAAUUCAUAUAUUAUAAAAUGACUAGAUGUGACUGUUGAUUUACAGAAUUUACAUAUCACAAAGAAGUUAAUUAUUUGUGGUACUUAAGUUAAUAAAAAAUAGUGGUUUUUUUUUUCUUUUCUUCUCAGUUCUUAGAAAGCAUUACCCAGUUGAUCUGGCGAUGAUUAUGUGUAUGAGCCACAAAUAUUGAUAAUUUUUCCAUUACAUUUUUUUCUUUUCUUUUCUAAAUACUAAUAUGUUUCUCGCUAUAGUUUGUGUAACAACUUGUGUUCACGUUAUCUAUGUUGCUGUAAUUUUUGUGCUUUAAUUCCUCUUAUUUCGACUGAUUACAAAAAAAAAAAUCAAGCUCCUGUAACUUGCACUUUUCCCCAAUCCUUAAUACUCUUGUAUGGCAACCAAAAUUACUGUAAGAAAUAAAUAUAAUAUUGCACUAAGGGUGUGGUUCUGAUUGCAAACAGAGAACACUGUCUGGAUUUUUAUUAAAAAAGAAAAAAAAAAUAAGUUGCCAAAAAUAUUUGCAAUUUGUUAUUGAAAAUGCAUAAAAUGCUUUAACAAAAUGUAGGUAGAGCUAAGGGAAAUUUAUUUAUUAAUUGUUGGGAAAAGCAUUUCCUGUUUAUUCCUUUUUUUUGGGGGGGGUUGUUUUUUUUUGUUUUUUUUUUUUUUUUUGUUUUUUUGGUUUUUUUUUGUUAAAGCAUUCCUUAUGCCGAAUGUUCUGUUCAUUUACUGAAUUUCAGGGUUCACGCUUGAAAUCUGGAAAAGCAGGAAACUUUGAAGGGGACAGGUAGAAAACUGCAUUACCUGGUUUGUUUUUUUGUUUUUUUGGUUUUUUUUGCCUUAAGGUGGAACUCCGAAAUGUGUGGAAUGUUCUUUGUUCAGAGAACGCACGCCCUGAGCUUCAGUGCUGCUGCUGCUCUGCCAUUUCACGGGCACUGAAAAGUUUGGGGGUUUGGGGAUUUUAUUUUUAUUUGGGGCUGGGGUUCCUCGGGGGCAGAGCAGUUGUGCAGAGGGGAGGAGGGAACAGCGCUCCUUGUCCGACUUUGUGCAUCUUGUGACUUUGAAAUCUGUACCAGCGGGCUCUGUUUGUACUGUGAAUAAACAAGGCUGCAAAUGGAAAAAAAACCAAUCAAACAAAAAAAAUCAAAAAAACGAGGAAACAAUUCUCAUCUUCUUUUGGCUUAAGUUAAAGAUUUGUUUUUCUAUCUUUAAAUGGUGAUGCAAUUAAGAGUAUUUUUAUUUUAAUUUUCUAAGAUAUUGGAAUAAAUGCCUAGAACCGUUGCCAUUUGGUUUCAUACGUUCCUUAACUAUGACUCUCUUCUCAGCUGUCGUUCUAGCUCAUUAUUUUUGUAGCCCCCUGUUAUUAUUUCGCUCAUGAUUUCCCAACAACAAUUACUUGGCAGCUUUGUUUUGUUAAAAACAUAAACUAGAACCAGCCUGUUUGGGUUUUUUUUAUUUACUUAUUUCAGGUAUUGUGGCAAACAUCUGUGUAUCCAAAUAAAGUCAGGUAUUUCCAGUGCAAAACAAAGAAUGCUUUGCAAUUGUCACUGCUUGUUGGCCAAAGAAAUGAGAAGAGUUGAUCAUUGCUGUCAUUGUGUACAUUGUAUCAAUGUGUUCUGCUUUAUUCUUUGGUUUCUGUAUUUUUUUUCUGUAUUUUUUUCCGUAUUUUUUUUCCUGUAUUUUCCUGCAUUUCGUGGACUUUCAUCCCCUCUGUCCUUGGCUGGGCCACCCAGAGUAGCACGAGUGUAACAACGCUUCAGAAUGUGUGUUUUUUAAAAAAAAAAAGACAAAAACAAAACAACAAAAAAAUUGUAUGUGCCUUAUAAUUUUCCACCUGGAUCAGCUACACUGUAUUUCACAUAAAAAGCUUUAUCUUCAAGGUGUUCAGUACCUGACAAACAGGGAGUGCUGGGGCUGGAGGGAGUUCCGUGUCACUGCUUUAGGAAACGCUGAGGAGCUGCAGUGAUUCAGACCUUAUCUCGCCACAUUUUUGGCAUUGUGAGCCUGAUUUCAAGUCUUCUAUUCAAAUCAGGCAAGCAAGAGGGGGAAAAGAAAUGAGAUGAGACUGUUAUUUUGGGUUCAGUUCACUGCCAUAAAUCCUGGGUGGUUGGUACAAUUGACAUGGGCUGUGUUUCACAGACGAGGUAACGAUGAUAAAUAAAUAAACCAAGUGGACUUGGUGCCAUUAAGUCUGCCACAAACUGGUUCUGUGCCACUGACAUCUAGUGGAACCUGAUGGACACUGUCUCAGAGCAAUAUCAGACCUUUAAAGAUAUUUAUUUAUUUAUUUACUUUCAACUACUGUCAUUCUUUCUACAAUAAGCCGUUUUAGAAAAUUUUGUAUUGCUGUUAUUUAGGUUGGCCUGAGUAUUUAGGCCUUCAGUACUUUACAGAAAGGCUGACUGUAUAAUUACACAAAUUAUACACGAGUGAGAAGUCUUUAAUGUGUUUUCUGGUCUCUCUGUGCUUAUGUUUUCUCAGUUUUCUGUUUUGAACGUCAGCAUCUCCAUGUGAUACUUCAUUUGCAUCCGGCAUGGUUUUUAAUGGGAAUAUAGGUUUUGUCUCCAGUACUGUAAACCUUGGACUGUUUUGAACCAUUUCUGACACUACAACCUGAUGAACAACAUCCUGCUCAGCUCCAAAUUGUGGGAGAAAAAAAAAAAAAAGUGAGUUUUGAGGUUGGGAAGCAGUUCAGAACAGCUGAGGGGGGAUUUCCCUGAUGUGCUUGCAGUGCUGAAGUUUGGUUUCUCCAAUAAAAUUCCAGUUGUUUUUUUCCUCAGGACUGAUGCCAGGAGGAAUCCGUGCACGUGUGUGUGAGUUCUUGUACGCUUUCAAUGUAAAGGUCCUUGGGCAGCCUUAGAAAACAAUGUACAGAUAGGACACCAGUGUUGCAUGUGCUUAAACCUGUACUGGAAUCAAUGUCGCCGUGUACCUGUUUGCUUUGGAAAUCUGAAGAGAAUACAAUAUACAGAAACCUCAAAAUCUA